AGCAUCAGAGAGAGAAUACGUAGCGUUGCAGGUCAGACUGCAUUGUCACCCCUAGUGCUUUGCCGACCAUGCCAAGUAAUUCAAAGACUUAGGGCACACAUCUAAAGUAGCUGGUGAUGGUGAGUCCAACUUCAGAGCAGUAUGACAGUUUGCUCCGGCAGAUGUCAGAGAGAAUCGAUGAGGGAUGUGGGGAGACCAUCUAUGUCAUUGGACAAGGUUCAGAUGGGACUGAAUAUGGCCUGAGCGAGGCAGACAUGGAAGCAUCUUAUGCUACGCUGAAGAGCAUGGCAGAGCAGAUUGAGGCAGAUGUGAUCCUUCUGCGGGAGCACCAGGAAGCAGGGGGCAAGGUGCGCGACUACCUUGUUCGGAAACGUGUGGGUGACAACGACUUCCUGGAGGUCAGGGUAGCAGUGGUUGGAAAUGUGGAUGCGGGAAAGAGCACGUUGCUGGGUGUCUUGACACAUGGCGAACUAGACAAUGGCCGAGGCUUCGCUCGGCAAAAGCUCUUCCGGCAUAAGCAUGAGAUUGAAUCAGGCCGCACCAGCAGCGUGGGCAAUGAUAUUCUGGGCUUUGACAGUGAGGGCAACGUGGUGAACAAGCCUGACAGCCACGGUGGCAGCUUGGAAUGGACCAAGAUCUGUGAGAAAUCCACCAAGGUCAUAACUUUCAUUGACCUGGCCGGUCAUGAAAAGUACCUGAAAACCACCGUCUUUGGCAUGACUGGCCACUUACCUGACUUCUGCAUGCUUAUGGUUGGCAGUAAUGCUGGGAUUGUUGGAAUGACCAAGGAGCACUUGGGCCUGGCGCUGGCACUCAACGUUCCUGUCUUUGUUGUGGUGACCAAGAUUGACAUGUGCCCUGCCAACAUCCUACAAGAAACCCUGAAGCUAUUACAGCGACUGCUGAAGUCCCCAGGGUGCAGGAAGAUUCCCGUCCUGGUUCAGAGCAAGGAUGAUGUCAUUGUAACAGCCUCCAACUUCAGCUCAGAGAGGAUGUGCCCGAUUUUCCAGAUUUCAAAUGUCACUGGGGAGAACCUGGAUUUGUUGAAGAUGUUUCUUAAUCUCUUGUCUCCACGGACCAGUUACAGAGAAGAAGAGCCAGCAGAAUUCCAAAUAGAUGAUACUUACUCUGUCCCGGGUGUAGGAACAGUUGUGUCUGGAACAACACUAAGAGGCUUAAUCAAGCUGAAUGACACCCUGCUGCUGGGGCCAGAUCCCCUUGGCAACUUCCUACCUAUUGCUGUCAAGUCCAUCCAUCGCAAGAGAAUGCCUGUCAAAGAAGUGCGUGGAGGCCAGACUGCCUCCUUUGCUUUGAAAAAGAUCAAGCGUUCUUCCAUCCGGAAAGGCAUGGUAAUGGUGUCCCCUCGUCUGAACCCACAAGCAUCUUGGGAGUUUGAAGCAGAGAUUCUGGUACUCCAUCACCCCACCACCAUCAGCCCACGGUAUCAGGCCAUGGUGCAUUGUGGCAGCAUCCGCCAGACGGCCACGAUUCUCAGCAUGGACAAGGACUGCCUGCGGACAGGGGACAAAGCCACAGUGCACUUUCGCUUCAUUAAAACCCCGGAAUAUUUACAUAUAGACCAGCGGCUGGUCUUCCGUGAAGGCCGCACCAAAGCUGUGGGUACCAUCACUAAGUUACUCCAGACCACCAAUAACUCACCAAUGAACUCCAAGCCACAGCAGAUCAAGAUGCAGUCAACAAAGAAGGGAGCCGUUACGAAACGAGAGGAUAGCGUGCCCCUAGUUGGGACAGCAGUUGGGGGCCCACCAGCUGGGGACGAGGCUCCCUCAACAGCUGCGGUGCCACUAACACCAACUGUCCUGCAACCACUGCCUGCACUGGAUGAAGAGCUCCACACGCGCGAGGGCAAUAAGUCAAAAGUUGGAGGAGGAGGCCGGCGACGUGGGGGUCAGCGCCAUAAAGUGAAGUCUCAGGGAGCCUGUGUGACUCCUGCCAGUGAUCUGAGGACUAUCAAACACCUGAAAUUUCAGACUUGCAAGUGUUAA
Molecule: messenger RNA, 2006 nt
Organism: Struthio camelus australis
Lineage: Eukaryota; Metazoa; Chordata; Aves; Struthioniformes; Struthionidae
Source: RefSeq, a predicted model, not a curated record